ACUAAACAGGAAAGCAUUUGUCACUCCGAAAGGUAUCUCGUAACGUCAACACAGCUAAGCUGACAAGUGGCAUUUGGAAUCUGUAAUUCACUUACAAGGAGCUGACCAGCACAAGCAAACAAAAACGAGGAGCCCCCUUUACAGAUGCUCGAGUGGACGCCUUUCUUACACACAACAGUCGACGGGAAACUACUACUCAGCCUCAAGUCAUAUUCGAGGUGCCAGGAAGACGUAUGCGCAUCAAACCCGUGUGUCUGCGUAGUUGAGCUCAAGAACAAGUCAAGGAAGAAUGACGGCACUAAAAUGGAGAAGCGGGAGUGAAAUCCAGGUUAUCACUUGGUCGACGUUCCAUCUGGUGGUGCUGAUACCCGGUUUCCCAAAAGGCUGCCAAGAGAGACGACCCGGAUACUUCGCUCUCAAACAAGCACUUGCAUUUAACGAGGCGAUGGAUGGCACAUCGCCCUCUCGCGCAAGUUGAGAUCCGGAUAAGCUACUUUGGUGCUCCACCUUUUACGUUGCGAACAGAUCAUGUUGUAAGGUGGUCAACGAGGCACGUUGCUGUUGUUUCAGUAGGUGAUUAAACUAAGCACGUGAAUUUGCUCCACCGGAGCGCCGGAGUGCCAAGCGUAUAUAUCUUUGUUUUGCAAGUUGCUAGAUUUUCUUAUCUCAUCUACUGCACCAGGUGGAUUUUUACUUGGUGCUUGAGCCAACGAGCUUUUCGUGGUGGCUCUGAUCCAUUCGCAUCCGGGAUGGAGUGUGCAAAGGCGGCGCAUGCUGGUUUUUUGGGGGCGAGGCUGGGUGGGAUUGGAUCGAAGCAGUUCCUCGCUGCUCCAGGGGUCUACUCGCUGAGGAGGAGAAAAAGACUCGCGACUGGUGCAAGGCACAUUGACAGCAGCAGCGGCAACAGCUCGAGAAAUGUUCGCGCUGGCACAGCUACGAGGGAGAAUUUCUUAAGUCAGGCUCAGGUGAUCUCUUCGGAGGAGAGUUUGGACUUUACGGAUCCUUCCUCGGCUGCUCUAGCUGCUCGCGAGUGGGCCGUGUCCACUGCUCCAGGCUUGUCGCUGCUGAGCUCGGAAAGGAUAAAGGUGGCUGCAAUGCUAGCCUUUGGGAUGGGACUUUGCAAUGCAGUUCGGGUGAUCAUGUCUGUAGCUAUUGUCCCUCUCUCAGCUACUCACAACUGGAGCAGCGGCUUUGCAGGAAUUAUUCAGUCUUCCUUUCUGUGGGGAUAUUUGUUGUCACCAAUUCCCGGUGGAGCUCUAGCAGAUAGAUUUGGCGGAAAGAGCGUUAUGGGAUGGGGGGUUUUCUUCUGGUCCAUAGCUACGCUUAUAACUCCCUGGGCAGCUUCUCGGUCUCUGGGUUUGCUUUUAGCAGUGCGUGUAUUUAUGGGCCUGGCAGAGGGAGUAGCAAUGCCUAGCAUGAACAACAUGGUCUCCAGAUGGUUUCCGAGCUCCGAGCGAGCAAAAGCCGUCGCGAUUGCGAUGGGGGGUUUUCACCUCGGAAACGUUUCCGGCCUUCUCCUCACACCGAUACUCAUGUCGAGGUUCGGCAUUGAUGGCCCGUUCUACGCAUUUGGGACGGUGGGACUGGCCUGGCUUUCGCUUUGGUACAUGCAUAUCUCGAAAGACCCGCAAAACCACGGGACGAUCACUAGGAACGAACUUCUCUUCAUCCAGAAUGGAACUGACAAGAGGAAAGUGACGGCUCGGGUGGGUAUGCCACCAUUCCGACUGCUGCUAUCAAAACUUCCGAGCUGGGCUAUCAUAGCUGCCAAUGCUAUGAACAACUGGGGCUAUUUCAUUAUCUUGACAUGGAUGCCCGUCUACUUCAAUCGAGUUCUGGGGGUCAAUCUUAAGCAAGCCGCGUGGUUCAGCGCAGUUCCAUGGGCGACAAUGGCUGCUUCCGGCUACUUUGCUGGAGCUUGGUCCGACCUGAUGAUCUCGUCGGGCAUGCGCGCCUUGACUGUUAGGAAGAUCAUGCAGUCCAUUGGUUUUCUGGGCCCUGCGGUUGCACUGAUUGGAUUAAACUCUACUCGACACCCGGCGAUCGCUUCUACGUGGCUGACAAUCGCGGUUGCCUUGAGUGCCUUCAGUCAAGCUGGUUAUUUGGUGAACUAUCAGGAGAUCGCACCAAGCUACGCAGGAGUUCUUCACGGCUUGUCAAACACGGCAGGAACAUUCGCGGCCAUCGUGAGCACGGUGGGAACUGGCUACUUGGUCCAGUGGCUUGGAUCGUUUCAAGCAGUUUUGCUACUUACGUCGGGCAUGUACAUUGUGAGUACGCUGUUUUGGAAUUCUUGUGCCACGGGAGAGAAAAUCUUUGACUAGAGAGACUAGAGCUCAUUCGUAGGCACUGUACAAAAGCAUUCUUGGAAGCUCCAAAAGCUAUAGAGUUUUUGGGCCGAGGGUUUUUCUUAUGUUCCCAAAAAGUAUCUGUACCGUACAGAAGAUGAAAAUCACAAAUCCAUCUCACUUGUUUCAA
This is a messenger RNA of Selaginella moellendorffii, 2478 nucleotides long. Its product is annotated as probable anion transporter 3, chloroplastic. Lineage: Eukaryota; Viridiplantae; Streptophyta; Lycopodiopsida; Selaginellales; Selaginellaceae. Gene Ontology annotation, biological process: transmembrane transport. Bases 750 to 2324 code for a protein of 524 amino acids. Gene Ontology annotation, molecular function: phosphate transmembrane transporter activity. The record is from RefSeq and is a predicted model, not a curated record. Gene Ontology annotation, cellular component: plastid. The transcript is spliced from 9 exons.